Messenger RNA from Harmonia axyridis, 1564 nucleotides. RefSeq lists its product as uncharacterized. Lineage: Eukaryota; Metazoa; Arthropoda; Insecta; Coleoptera; Coccinellidae. The record is from RefSeq and is a predicted model, not a curated record. The transcript is spliced from 4 exons. Gene Ontology annotation, molecular function: calcium ion binding. Bases 912 to 1523 code for a protein of 203 amino acids.
UCUGUGUUCACAAUAAUUUUUGACAAGUCUCACCAAAUUUCAAAAUGAUUAACAUCAAAUAUCCCAUGCUCUUGAUAUAAAAAAAACCAUGAAGUUCACCAAAAAAAUUCAACCACACUCAAACCUUGACCUCAUAUGCCUUUCACACAAGACCGACAAAAGUCAUGUAUCGCAAUGGAACGAUGAAUGUUGUCCAAGAUGGAAAAUCAAGAAAAAAAAUCCUGACGACACUUGCUUACCAACUUUGAGAAUAACCGAAACUCAUCCUAUUUGGGAAUGCAGGGUACCAGAACCAAAUAAAUCUUGUGGAGGUACAAACAGAGAUUUGGACCCAAGAUGCAUGCCCAUAGUUGGAGGCUAUGAUCAUCCACAUGUUGUUUUCUUUGACGACUAUACUUAUAUUGUUAAGAUAGAGUUCCCUGAAAUGUACUAGUUUAGUGUGGCAAUUGAUCAAUAACAUUAGAGCAUUGGAAAUUUGUAAUUUUCAUUUCAUCAUUGGAAUUUACUCGGAAAAAUUAGUAGAUAACAGAGUACUGAAAUACUAGGUGUGCCACCAUUAGCACAAAAUAACAAGAACAAGACAUCAAUCGAAAGACGUAAACUCAAAGAAAGAAUCGAAAAAAAUAAUAUACAAUUUGUGUCAUUGUUAACCAAUCUUCAGUGUAGCGUAACACAAUGUGCAAUUUAGCUUUAAGAUUCAUGGAGACAAAACUGGCUUCUUCAGAGGGUUUGGAAAAAUCUCCUCACCAAGAUUGUUCCCUAGAAAGCACAUGUCUGUUUAGUCGUUGAAUAGAAUUUUAAAAUUACCGGUACAAAUUAUUAUGAUUACAUGAAUGAGAAAAGCGUUCUGCAUGUCAUAAACAUUGACAUACGUCAAACCCAAAUAUUCCUCAAAAACUAACUCGCAUCCUAUGGGCUCAUAUAUAACAACAAUAUUCAAAAGAUUGUUCCACUUUCCAAUACAAAGGAAACCUAUAUGUUAUUACAGACAAGAGGACUUCUCCUCCACAGGAGUGCCCUUGUUACGUUCUAAACUGAAAAAGAAAGCCUCAAUGAAGAGGACUGAUUUGGACGAUUUUCAAAUGAAGUUUUAUUCGAAUCUGUUGAGGGAAAGGAGGUUGAACAGGGAACAAAAGGGAAGAUCCUCCAGCAUGAAGCAAUCUGUUAGAGAUUAUCCAGGUUGGGAUGAAACAACCCUGUCCAAUAUUCACAGCUUGUUCCUAUUGUUCAAUAACAGAGAAAACGGAAUGUUGAACUUCAUUAACUUUUCAGCAAUUUUAGAGAGUUUGGGUGAUACAAACACUUAUGAGGAAAAGAGGAAACAUUUUGAUCUUGCUGAUUCGGACAAAGAUGGAUGGUUAAGUUAUGAUGAUUUUGUAAAGUUGAUGUUCUAUAUGAACCCCAUCGAUCCCGACACUCAAGAAAUAACUGGGGUGGCGAGGCUCUGCAGAGAAACAGCUGAUAAUAUUAAAUUUGUGACGUCACUAAGAGUUGGUGAGCAGUUGGAAUAUGGCCUUUUUUGAUGUUUUUAAGGUUUGGUUAAUAAAAAAUAAGUAACACUGAA